Molecule: messenger RNA, 1061 nt
Organism: Diabrotica virgifera virgifera (western corn rootworm)
Lineage: Eukaryota; Metazoa; Arthropoda; Insecta; Coleoptera; Chrysomelidae
Product: basic proline-rich protein-like
Exons: 2
Coding region: 1-993 (330 amino acids)
Source: RefSeq, a predicted model, not a curated record
AUGCAAAAGAACCUAAUUUCUUUUUUAGAUGUCAAAAAUGAUCUAAAUGACGUUAUUUUAUCUAAUUCUGAAGAUGGUAAAAUAUUGUUUCAAUCAUUAAUAGAUCCAAAGCUAACAGAACCACCACCACCACCACCCCCUACUGAUCCUCUUGGUCCACCAGAGCCUCCAAGUGACGUUCCAGAGGACCUAUCUAACAAACGUCCCAGACCUCCACCAAGCGAACGACCUAGACCACCAACUCCUCCACCAAGCAGACGUCCAAAACCACCAGGUCCUCCACCUACCAGACGUCCUAGACCACCAGGCCCUCCACCAAGCCGACGCCCUAGACCACCAGGCCCUCCACCAAGCAGACGUGCAAGACCGCCAGGCCCUCCACCAAGCAGACGUCCAAAACCACCAGGUCCUCCACCAAGCAGCCGUCCAAGACCACCAGGCCCUCCACCAAGCAGACGUCCAAGACCACCAGGCCCUCCACCAAGCAGACGUCCUAGACCACCAGGUCCUCCACCAAGCAGACGUCCAAGACCGCCUGGUCCUCCACCAAGCAGACGUCCAAGACCACCAGGCCCUCCACCAAGCAGACGUCCAAGACCACCAGGUCCUCCACCAAGCAGACGUCCAAGACCACCAGGCCCUCCACCAAGCAGACGUCCAAGACCACCAGGCCCUCCACCAAGCAGACGUCCAAGACCACCAAGUCCUCCACCAAGCAGACGUCCAAGACCGCCAGGCCCUCCACCAAGCAGACGUCCAAAACCACCAGGUCCUCCACCAAGCAGACGUCCAAGACCACCAGGCCCUCCACCAAGCAGACGUCCAAGACCACCAGGCCCUCCACCAAGCAGACGUCCAAGGCCACCAGGUCCUCCACCAAGCAGACCUCCAAGACCACCAGGCCCUCCACCAAGCAGACGUCCAAUACCACCAGGCCCUCCACCAAGCAGACGUCCUAGACCACCAGGUCCUCCACCAAGCAGACGACCAUGAUAACCCGAGAAGUCAACUUCUUAGUUCCUAAAUUGAAAACAAUUAAAACUUAACUUACGUAAUACUAA